Messenger RNA from Thermothielavioides terrestris NRRL 8126, 2291 nucleotides. RefSeq lists its product as uncharacterized. The record is from RefSeq and is a predicted model, not a curated record. Gene Ontology annotation, molecular function: 4 iron, 4 sulfur cluster binding. The transcript has a single exon. The coding region runs from base 410 to 2173 and encodes 587 amino acids. Lineage: Eukaryota; Fungi; Ascomycota; Sordariomycetes; Sordariales; Chaetomiaceae. Gene Ontology annotation, biological process: iron-sulfur cluster assembly. Gene Ontology annotation, cellular component: cytosolic [4Fe-4S] assembly targeting complex.
ACGUCAUUGAGGGAAGAGUUGUAAUACUGAUACUGUGAUUGGCACCGUGCCGGCAAUCUGCGGGCUAGACCCGCGGGUCCUCGUUAUCAGCGGGGCACUAAAACCGCCACCAUGGGAGAGCCGAUGUCGCAUGAGACGCAUGCCAUUUCAAAGCAAAUCAAAGUCACCCCAAAUUUGUGCAUCUCCGGAGCAAACCACCACAUAAUCUCCCCGCGGAGCUUCCACUCUUAUCCCUCUCCGUCCACAUCAGGUUUUCACAUGAAGACUCCCCAGAACCCGCCCACUUCUCGGUUGGAAUAACCAUCUCAAAAAUCCCCUGUGCCGCGGGGUUCGGCCCGGCGCAACUUCUCCUCAAACCCCCAUCACUCCACGCGGCCGCCGCGCCGAACUCAGUCACAACCUGCCUACCAUGUCCGCAAUCCUCUCCGCCGACGACCUCAACGACUUCAUCAGCCCCGGCGUAGCCUGCAUCAAGCCGAUCGAGACCCUCCCGACCGCCCCGCCGUCCUCGGAACCCCAAUCCCUCGAGCACGAAGUCAUACUCGACGGCCAGCAGCCACAGCAAGCUCAAGCCGGCGGCGGCCCAGCCAAGAUCUCCCUCACCGACUGCCUCGCCUGCUCGGGCUGCGUCACCUCCGCCGAGGCGGUGUUGGUCAGCCUGCAGAGCCACAACGAAGUGCUCAGCGUGCUGGACGCGGCGCCGGCGCUGCGGCUCACACAAGACCGCCACCGCGAUGGGGCAUACUCCGUCUCCGGCCUGGAGGACCCGGCCGCCAAGCUGUUCGUCGCGAGCGUCUCGCCGCAGACGCGCGCCGGCCUGGCGGCCGCGUGCGGAGGCGGCGUGACGGCGCAGCAGGCCGGGCGGAUGAUCGAGGCGCUGCUGCUGCAGGGCGAGGCGGGGCUGGCGGCGGGCGGGAAGCACGGGAACGGGUUUACGUGGGUGGUCGACACCAACGCGGCGCGGGAGGCCUGUCUCGUGCUGGGGUCGGACGAGGUGCUCGGCGAGGAUGGGGCCGGCGGGGACAGGCCGACGGCGCCUGUGCUGACCUCGUCGUGCCCCGGGUGGGUGUGCUACGCGGAGAAAACGCAUCCGUACGUGCUGCCGCACCUGUCGCGCGUCAAGUCGCCGCAGGCGCUGAUGGGCACGCUGCUGAAGACCACGCUCAGCCGGGUGUUGGGGAUCGCGCCGGACAGGAUAUGGCAUCUCGCAGUGAUGCCGUGUUUCGAUAAGAAGCUGGAGGCGAGUCGGGAAGAGCUGACUGAUGCUGUGUGGGGAGGCGAGGGCAAGCAUGGCAAGGGAGUCCGGGACGUGGACUGCGUCAUCACGACCAAGGAGAUCCUUAUGCUGGCCGAGUCGAGGGGGAUAGAUUUCUUCGGCCUGUCUAAGUCGGCAUCCAAGCAGCAACCUGCGUUUCCCGAUCCCGUCAUCCACAAGUUCUUAUUCCCCCCACAACCACGCACACAACGGCGGGAUGCGGGCACGUCCGGCGGCAACUUGCAUUUCAUCUUGCACGACGUCCAGUCGAGACAUCCCGGGUCCCGUAUCGAGAUGACGCGCGGCAGAAAUGCCGACGUCGUCGACUACGCCGUCGUUAACCCGUCCGGCGAGACCGUCUUCAAGGCGGCGCGCUACUACGGUUUCCGCAACAUCCAGAACCUUGUCCGGAAGCUAAAGCCGGCGAGGCCCUCCCGCAUGCCUGGCGGGAGGCCGGUCGGUGGUGCAAGACGGCCUGGCGGCAAAUCGGCAGGCUUGGAAUACGCUUAUGUCGAAGUCAUGGCCUGUCCCGGCGGCUGCACCAACGGAGGCGGGCAAAUCAAGGUUGACGAUCCGGUCAUCGUCGACCGAAAGAGCUUCGGCGGGAAGCCAGGGCCUGACGAGCAGAAGGCCUGGCUGGCCGAAGUCGAUGAGGCGUACUUCUCUGCCGAGGAACCAGAUUCGGUACCCGAUACCGUCGCCGAAACGGCCGACGGUCCUUCUUCGAUAAAGCUUGUUGCUGGCAUUUCUCCUUCGCAGAUUCGAGAUACCCUGGCGCAUUGGUCGGACAUAACGGGCAUAAAGGUCGAUAGAUUGGUAUACACGAGCUAUCGGGAGGUCGUGAGCGACGUGGGCAAGCAGAUCAGCGACACUGAGCGGGUGGUCCAGCUGGCGGGGAAGAUAGGCGGCGGUUGGUAGUGGGUAGUUGUCUUUCCAUUGCAUAGCGGCGGUAGAGAAUCAACCAUGCUCGCCUCUUCGUCUGGCGAAACCGAACCCUCCCCUUCCACUGCCGUCAGGACCCCUAGGCGCGCGUAUA